UUCUCUCACAAUACGGCCAGCAUGUGAAUGAGGAUACAACUGUCUCUCAACCACAAGUCCAACUCUCUUCCAAGUGUCAACAACUACAGACAUCAGCAAUGGAAACCUCUCGCUCCCCUUCACCCCAGUUUGCCCCACAGAAGCUGACAGACAAGCCUCCCAUGCUUAUCCAAGAAGACAACUCAGCAAGAAUCGAGCGGGUGAUGGACAACAACACCACCGUGAAGAUGGUGCACAUAAAAAUUGUGCACUCAGAAAGCCAGCCCGAGAUGGAGAGCCGACAGAGUCUCACAUACGCAACUGAGCUUCCCACACUGUCCAGUGGGCUGGAGAGGGACCAGAUAAAGUCAUUGAGCACAUCAGAGCAGUGCUAUUGUCGCUUCUGUGUGUAUACACGACAGGAGGUUGAAACCCCUCAGAGAUCCCGCCCUCCAGAAUCCUGGCCACCCAGCACCCCUGCACCUCCUGUCAGAGAUAGCUGUUCCUCCCCUCCCUCGCUCAACUAUGGGAAGGCCAAGGAGAAGACCGUGGAUGACUUGAAGUCUGAAGAAAUAGCCAGAGAGAUUGUGGGAAAGGACAAGUCAUUGGCUGACAUCCUGGACCCCAGCGUGAAGAUCAAAACAACCAUGGAUCUGAUGGAGGGAAUUUUCCCCAAAGAUGAGUACCUCCUGGAGGAAGCUCAGCAGCAAAGGAAGCUGCUUCCCAAAGUCCCCGCACCCAGAGUCACAGAGGACAAGAAACAGGACCCAGGUGUGCCAGGGGUCGUGUCCUUGGCCACCAAUUCUACCUAUUACAGCACGUCAGCCCCCAAGGUAGAACUGCUUAUCAAGAUGAAAGACCUACAGGAUCCUGAGGAGUAUUCAGGGGGUGACUUGGACCAUGACCUAUCAGUUAAGAAGCAAGAGCUCAUCGACAGUAUCAGCUGCAAGCUGCAGGUACUCCGGGAAGCCCGUGAGAGCCUGCUGGAGGACAUCCAAGCUAAUAAUGCUCUGGGGGAUGAGGUGGAAGCCAUUGUGAAAGAUGUCUGCAACCCCAAUGAGUUUGACAAGUUCCGGAUGUUCAUUGGAGACCUGGACAAAGUGGUGAACCUCCUGCUGUCUCUGUCAGGCCGCCUGGCCCGUGUGGAAAAUGCCCUCAAUAAUUUGGAUGACAGUCUUUCUCCUGGAGAUCGACAGUCACUGUUGGAGAAACAGAGAAUUCUAACCCAGCAGCAUGAGGACGCCAAAGAGCUUAAAGAGAACCUAGACCGUCGUGAGCGCAUUGUGUUUGACAUCCUGGCCACCUACCUCAGCGAGGAGAACCUGGCUGACUAUGAGCACUUCGUGAAGAUGAAGUCAGCCCUCAUCAUUGAGCAGAGAGAGCUGGAAGAUAAAAUCCACCUGGGUGAAGAGCAGCUCAAGUGCUUGUUCGACAGCCUGCAGCCUGAGAGAAGCAAUAAUGCCCUGUUAAUGCCAAAUACGUCCCUAUGGUGCAUGAGAGGAAAGACCCUGGUGAUUGAGCCAGGCAUGGGCUGCUGUGUGUUCGGUCCUUGUUCAUUCAACAAUGCAAGCAUUCACUGGGCUAUCAUCAUGAUGUUCUCUGACCCAGUAAAAAUCAGUGAUGAUGAUAAUUUAUUGAUGUGUGAGAAACAUGAAGUUUCCUAG
Mesocricetus auratus (golden hamster) is the source of this 1643-nucleotide messenger RNA. Its product is annotated as protein Shroom2-like. Gene Ontology annotation, cellular component: apical plasma membrane; adherens junction; cortical actin cytoskeleton. Lineage: Eukaryota; Metazoa; Chordata; Mammalia; Rodentia; Cricetidae. The transcript is spliced from 6 exons. Gene Ontology annotation, biological process: actin filament organization. Gene Ontology annotation, molecular function: actin filament binding. Bases 99 to 1643 code for a protein of 514 amino acids. The record is from RefSeq and is a predicted model, not a curated record.